UCAGCUUUGCGCAACAGGUUCUCCAAAGAACAUUUAAGCUCGAACUCUGAUCCAUGUAGGGAACAAAAAGAAGCAUGCUGUCACCGCUUUGGCCCUUUGGCAUCGAGCAGGAGAUCAACUCAUGGGAUGUAGUGGAUGCAGAUUCAGGGUCAACUUUGGGAAGGCGCUGUCCAAAGUCUCGGUCUUUUUCACCAUGGUCCUAAUCUUCACCUACUUCUUCUACUGCCUCACCGGAUUUUGUGAUUCGGCUCCAAGAGCUGCAUACAGACAAGAAACUUCAGACUUGGACUAUGACAUUUUGGACGAUCUGCGGCCACCCCGGCGUCUCUUCCCCGAUGCGCCGUUUCAGCGGAACCGCACAGGCUCCGAGGACGCUCCGGCUGAGCCGUCACAGAAUACGCUGGACAGCGAAAAGGAGACUGUCCAGAGCAACGGCAUCCCCGUGUCCAACACUUUCGGGACCAAAAGGUUUCCGCAGGCGAUUAUAAUCGGCGUGAAGAAGGGAGGGACACGCGCCCUGCUGGAGUUUCUCCGCAUCCACCCGGACGUGAGAGCGUUCGGCGCGGAGCCGCACUUCUUCGACAGGUUUUACGAUAAAGGGCUGGAGUGGUACAGGAACCUGAUGCCUCGGACACUCGACGGGCAGAUCACUAUGGAGAAGACACCCAGCUACUUUGUCACCAAAGAAGCUCCAAGUCGCAUCUGCACUAUGAAUUGUCAAACCAAGCUUAUUGUCGUCGUCAGGGACCCGGUGACGAGGGCUGUGUCUGACUACACCCAGACGCUGUCCAAGAACCCAGGGCUUCCAUCCUUCCAGAGCCUCGCUUUGAAAAACUCCUCCACAGGUUUGAUUGAUACCACGUGGAGUGCUGUGCGCAUCGGCCUCUAUGCCAAGCACCUGGAGAACUGGCUCCAGUACUUCCCUUUGUCUCAGUUUCUGUUUGUUAGCGGCGAACGACUGGUGUCUGAUCCAGCUGGGGAGAUGGGCCGAGUUCAGGACUUCCUAGGUUUGAAAAGGGUUGUUUCAGACAAGCACUUCUACUUCAACCAGACAAAAGGUUUUCCCUGCUUGAAGAAGCCAGAGGGGAGCAGCAGACCCCGCUGCCUCGGAAAGUCUAAAGGCAGACCUCAUCCCCAGAUCCCCUCUGAGGUACUGCAGAGACUCAGAGAUUUCUACAGGCCCUUCAACCACCGUUUCUACCAGAUGAGUGGACAGGACUUUGGCUGGGACUAAGCAAGAGUCUUCUUUGUGGAGCGAUGCUCAUUUACUGUUUCCACAGGGCUAAUGUUCUCAGGGUACUGGGAGAGACAAAGUCCAUUCUGCCUCAGUGGAGUCAACACGACAUGCAGCACUCAUGAACUGUCACUGUUUUGUUGUAUUUUGAGGCUCAGACGGACAUAGUGCUGCUAAUAUGAAAACGACAAAUUUAGUUAAUGGCUUAAAUAUAUAACCGUUAAACUGUUUUUGACAUUCUUUAU
This is a messenger RNA of Pundamilia nyererei, 1479 nucleotides long. Its product is annotated as heparan sulfate glucosamine 3-O-sulfotransferase 6. The transcript is spliced from 2 exons. Gene Ontology annotation, molecular function: [heparan sulfate]-glucosamine 3-sulfotransferase activity. The coding region runs from base 122 to 1234 and encodes 370 amino acids. The record is from RefSeq and is a predicted model, not a curated record. NCBI's taxonomy places the organism in Eukaryota, Metazoa, Chordata, Actinopteri, Cichliformes, Cichlidae.